Molecule: messenger RNA, 1091 nt
Organism: Panicum virgatum (switchgrass)
Lineage: Eukaryota; Viridiplantae; Streptophyta; Magnoliopsida; Poales; Poaceae
Exons: 4
Coding region: 1-888 (295 amino acids)
Source: RefSeq, a predicted model, not a curated record
AUGACAGGGGAGUCCCACGACCAGAUAAAUAUCUGUCCAUUAAUUUGGCGGACGGUCCGCCGCGAGGGUGUUGCAGUCCGCCUCAGCGCCGCGGAGAAAGGUAAGCAGAAGGCGGACGCGGACCUCCCGUGCGACGUCGCGGGCGCCCUCCGUCGUCCCGCGCCCGGCACGGGCCCCGACACGGAGAUUGAGGAGGCGCCUCCCUCCUCGCCUCCUCUGCCGCCCCGCCUCCUCGCCACGAGGGCGAGGCAGCUGCUCAGGAACGAGGCGACGCUUGGACGACUACCGGCCGAGCUGCAGCAGCUGCGCGGCGAGCUCGACGGGCGCGCCGGCGUCCCCCGCCAUCCUCUCGGCCCGAGCGCCGCCUCGGAGAUCGAGGAGGCGCCUCCCUCGCCGCCGCCUCCGUCCCGCCUCCUCGCCCUGAACGAGGCGCGAGGCCUCGGCGGCCUCGGCGCGGCGGUGGCGGGUCUGGGAGGCAUGGUCGACGAGCUGCGGAGGAAAGAGGCGGCGCUGGCGCUGCUGGUAAGCCAGCUGCAGCAGCUGCGCUGGGAGCGCGGCGAGGGCGCGUCCAGGUUCCCGGGAAGCGAGGGCGCGUCCAGGUUCCGGGGAAGCGAGCCGCGGCAGGAGCACGCCGGCGCGGCGGGGCUACAGAUGCUGGAGCGCGAGAUGGGGACGAUGCACGAGAGCUUGAACACCUCGAGGGACAGGAUGUUGGCGCUUCGUCUCCAGGAAGAGGAAGUGCAGGCGUAUAGGGAAUCGCUCAAGGCCCGUGAGGAAUUCUGGAAGCCGGUGCCUGUGCAUCAGCGCAAGAACAGCAAGAUUUCUGGUAUUUGCAACUGGGAACGACUUGUCUCGGUGAUCGCCUUCGCCAACGGGUUUGAUCAGUAAGCAUGCUUAAAGAUGCCGGUGCUAGCUCUCCUGCACUUCAGGCUUGGUCCAAAGGCAGUGGAACGUGUUUUGCAGUACAAGGUGGUGGAUGUUGUGAUGUCUAAGCUCGAAUCACUUUAGUUUUUCUUUGAUUCCUGGACUAUUAGUGUAACAACCCGGCCCAGGAUAACGGCUAAGAUCUACUAUACACGUUAAGUAGACCA